CUUUGUUAAGGUCACGACCUUGACCCAAUAUUGUUUAAAAUAGGAAAGAGUAGCUCAUGUAAAACAUGUCAGGUAAGGCUAAAAGUCCGCUUGGAGGUCUUCGAAUACAAAACCAGUCUUUGCUGCAAAAACUGAGGCAGGGUCAAGUUGAUGUGAAGAGGAUUUUGGGUGAUUCUUCCCGCACAGGUUCAGGAUGCAGUAUGCCAAUAACCCCAAACAGAAGCCUUCAUAGAAACUUCAGAACCCCUAGAAAGUCGAGAAUGUCAAGGAGCUCGGAAAGAAAAGCCCUGAGCAACAGAAUAAAUAUCAAAAAUGUAUCUACACCAUAUUCACCCAUUGUAAAGAGAGGGACCCCAGGAUCACAAGAAAAACGUAACGUCAGUUUUGCUCGCAAUGUCCACGUCAAGGAUACUUCUGGACAUGGUUGGCGAAGCGUUAAAACUCCCAGGCGGUCAGCCAUGACUUCCUUGUUGGACACCCCAAAGUCCAUCUUGAAAAAGAGGAAACUUAUCGAUGAAAAUAUUCCAGUGAGUUCAAAGUUUCGGCAUGAGCCAGACUGGGAGAGGAAGGCAAAGAGGAAACGUUCCUCGUUGAAUUUUUCAUACAGUGAAGUUGACCAGUCUCCACACCUGGGAGCCGAGUUCACAAAGUCUUUGUUCAGCCCGACUAGUCCCAGGCCUAGGAAAAUAGCAGUUAGAACACCCCAGAGAUACAACUUACGCGAGACUCCCUCCAGAGUGAGUACACGACUUGAGUCUCAUGAAAAAGACUUGCAGACAGAGUCUCCCCCUAUACAAAUGUCACCCAUCAGACCUCUACGCCAUCCAAUAGAGGCUGUGAGAAGGGAAUUACCAAGGCCUGUCAGUACACAGUUAGAAGUCCCUGGAAAUGAGAGAAAGGGGUCGGAUGUUUAUAACACAGACAAGAGACCCAAGUCUGUACUAAUCUCUGCGGGGCCCAAAGAACAGAGCUUUGGUAAACUCAGUGUUCGGAAAGGCAGGGAAACCAAGAGCAGAGUUCUUGAAGACAGCGUACAACAAGAUCAUGGAAGGCCAUUACUCGGCUAUGAUUGGAUAGCUGGUCUCCUUGACAACAACCAAUCAGUGACUGAGAUGCCCGAUGCUUACUUUGAACAGUUGAAAGAAUUUCGAAGAGUGAACAAAGCGGAGUGUGUCAGCAGAGCCUUUCCAAGUUAUUCAGAUGAUGAUUUCCAACGUCCGGAGGCUUUAACUCCUGAACUCAAAUAUCCAGAUCACACAUGCAUUCACACUUACACAAUUAACGAGCGUCUGUACCCUGUCCCUGUGAACGAGGCCGAGGAUGGGCAGAGCGUGUGUCCAAUAUGUAACAACCUCAGGAGGAAACCCACCACAGAAUCUCCAGGAUAUGUCAGGGUCAGCUUUCCAAGGUCCACUCUCCAAACGCCCUAUAAACUUCGGCCACACAGGAGGAAAAGUUUCGACCCCUCUGACUCUUACGCUUUGUCACAGCAUUGCCUGGCGGGCUGGGACAGCUCCAGACCCAGUGUCCAGCCACCUCCCUCUAACCUGGACCUCAGGGGGAUGACUGACGGACUGAAGGCCCAACUAACAGCUACUCUGCCAGAAACACAGAAAAUAAUCUCCGAGGAGAAACGAGCACUGGAGGAGAGACUAAACAGGCUCCGCCCACUGCACAUGGUCACCAGAGGGAGACAGCGUCAGUUGACAGACGACCUCCUCAACGUUUCCCACAGCCUCAUGUUUGAACUUCAAAACUUGGAAAGGGAGCGUCUUGGAGCCAAGCGGAACCCUGCCAUUGCCUCCUCUUAUAUACAGUGAUAGCCCGGAUGAUGAAAGUUUUAUAUACAACAAAAAACACCUUAACAAAAAACUGCUUGCAAUUUGAGAAGAAACUGAUCUCUCAAUUUGAAAGAUAAUAAACCAAGAAAUAUGGAAGAAGAGAUUAUUUUUUUGUUUUGGGAAAUGCUUUUUCAAGGUUUCUCCAACCCACGUCAUUUGAAGGUUACUAGUACAAGUAUUAAGCAUUAAAACAAAUAUAUGAGGUGAUAAAACAUUUUCACCUCUCAGUUUUGAUUGUAAGGGAUAGAGGGGAGGGGGUUGAAAAUUAAUAGCACUGCAGGCGUGAGCUUUUUCCAUGGAAUACCACAAUUACAAGAUUUUCAAUUAAAUUUUAAUGGGGUCCAACAUGGCUUAGAUCCCCAGCUGAUAGUGUUUGGUCCCACACUAAUUGUUUUUAUUGAUUUAUUUAUUUUAACCGAGAUUCAUGUCUAGUAAUGAAA
Molecule: messenger RNA, 2281 nt
Organism: Lingula anatina
Lineage: Eukaryota; Metazoa; Brachiopoda; Lingulata; Lingulida; Lingulidae
Biological process (GO): negative regulation of G2/M transition of mitotic cell cycle; negative regulation of cell migration
Source: RefSeq, a predicted model, not a curated record